UCAUUGUUAUAAACCCUCAGAAUGGCCCACCGUAUCGUCGGCCAGGUCCUCGUCACCGGCGCUCGAGUCUUCGGUCGAGCCUUCGGAGAGGCAUACAAACAAGCCCAAGCCUCCUCCAAAUAUGCCGCUGAAGCUUCCAAAGGCAACAUGGGCGCCGCAAACACCUUCGCAUCCGGCGGUUUGUCUCUCGAUGAGGCCUGCAGGAUCCUCAACACCAAGCCCCCGCAAGGCGGCAAAGCGGAACUCGAUCAAGUCAUGGAACGAUUCAAGAAGCUGUUCGACAUGAAUAAUCCCGAGAAAGGAGGCAGUUUCUACAUUCAGAGCAAGAUUCUUCGCGCACGCGAACGGAUAGAGAUGGAGGUUCGACAGGCAGAACGACAGGCGGCACAUGAGAAGGAACUGAAGGAUGGGUGGAAACCCAAGGUGUACAAGGACCGGUGAUCUCUCGUCUACUUUUUUCGAACCGGUUCUCAACGAACAAGCUUGAACGCGUGUCUGGCCCUGCGUCGUCUCCCGCCACGAGAUAAAAUCAGAAAAAAAAAGUGCCGCCCCUCGGUUUUCGCAGCAUAGCAUGGCGUUUGUGGUAUUACUCGAAUUUCUAUACUCUCGCACUCUCGCGCCUCUCGCAUGAAAGUGCCUCACGUCGGAAUGGAUUUGACUGGAGUUGAUCGGACCCGAUUCUAUCGUUCUAGUUCGAGGGGAUUUGUACAGUAUACUGGGGAGUGUGAAGGAUUGAUAUUUCUCUUUUGGUUUUGCUUCGCUUGGAUUAUGAGCAACUCUUCUCCACUCUUCCUCUCUAACUCCCCAGAAGGAUGUUAUGUAUUAUAAAUACUAUGUAUGUGUGAUGUCUGAUUGAUUUAGU
This is a messenger RNA of Aspergillus glaucus CBS 516.65, 862 nucleotides long. Its product is annotated as import motor complex subunit PAM16. The transcript has 2 exons. The record is from RefSeq and is a predicted model, not a curated record. Lineage: Eukaryota; Fungi; Ascomycota; Eurotiomycetes; Eurotiales; Aspergillaceae. Gene Ontology annotation, cellular component: TIM23 mitochondrial import inner membrane translocase complex. Gene Ontology annotation, biological process: protein import into mitochondrial matrix. Bases 22 to 441 code for a protein of 139 amino acids.